AAAAUAAUGAGGAGGAGAGCCAGAAGGGACACGACGAGGGAGGAAGCUCCGCUGUGAUAGACGACGACAAAAGACGAAGACAGAAGACACACAUCUCACUCCCUCCACCCAUCGAUUCCCCUCCGUCCUCUCUCGUCUCGAUCGCUGGUUUUCUUUCCCUGUCGGAGUUUUGAUUAGGGCGGCGGGAAAUCGGACGACAAUGGGAGGGUGCUGCCCGCCGAUGGAUCUUAUGCGGUCGGAGCCGAUGCAGCUGGUUCAGCUCAUCAUCCCCAUCGAGUCCGCCCACCUCACCGUCUCCUACCUCGGCGAUCUCGGCCUCCUCCAAUUCAAGGACCUUAAUGCCGAUAAGAGCCCCUUUCAACGAACUUAUGCAGCUCAGAUUAAAAAAUGUGCAGAGAUGGCACGGAAAUUACGGUUUUUUAAGGAGCAAAUGAAUAAGGCAGGAAUCACACCUUCAAUCAAGUCGAUUUCACGAGCUGAUACCAAUGUGGAUGACUUGGAGAUAAAACUUGGAGAACUUGAGGCGGAACUGGUUGAAAUUAAUGCAAAUGGUGAAAAGUUGCAGCGUGCUUAUAGUGAACUCAUGGAAUCCAAGAUUGUUCUGCAGAAGGUUGGUGAUUUUUUUCAUGUGGCUCAAAGCAGAGCAACUGCCAGGCAGAGAGAAAUUGAAUCAGAGAGUACUGGUGAAGACUCAAUAGACACACCAUUGCUUCGAGAUCAAGAAAUGGCUGCUGAUCCAUCAAAACAAAUUAAAUUGGGGUUUCUUUGUGGACUUGUUCCUCGGGAGAAAUCCAUGGCAUUUGAGAGGAUCCUGUUUCGUGCUACAAGGGGCAAUGUUUUUCUGAAGCAGACUGAGGUUGAAGAGCCUGUUGUGGAUCCUGCAUCUAGAGAGAAGGUAGAAAAAAAUGUGUUUCUGGUCUUCUAUUCUGGUGAAAGAGCCAAGAAUAAAAUCCUGAAGAUAUGCGAUGCUUUUGCGGCUAACCGCUACUCUUUCAAUGAGGACUUAGGAAAACAAUCUCAAGUGAUUUCAGAGGUUCAACGAAGCCUUACGGAACUUAAGACUACUAUAGAUGCUGGGCUAGUGCAUCGUGGCAAUUUAUUGCAGACGAUUGGAGAGCAAUUUGAGCAGUGGAACCAAUUGGUGAGGAAAGAGAAGGCCAUCUAUCACACUCUAAACAUGCUUAGCCUUGAUGUGACAAAAAAGUGUCUUGUUUCUGAAGGUUGGUGCCCCGUGUUUGCAACAAAGCAGAUUCAGGAUGCUUUGCAAAGAGCAGCUUUUGACUCUAAUGCACAAGUUGGAGCUAUUAUUCAGGUUCUUCAAACGAAGGAAAUGCCACCAACAUAUUUCCAAACAAAUAAAUUUACAUCCGCUUUUCAAGAAAUUGUUGAUGCAUAUGGUGUGGCGAAAUAUCAAGAGGCAAAUCCUGGUGUAUAUACCAUUGUCACAUUUCCAUUUCUUUUUGCGGUCAUGUUCGGUGAUUGGGGGCAUGGCAUAUGCCUGUUGCUUGCAACUUUAGUGUUUCUAGUGAGGGAGAAGAAACUUUCUGGCCAGAAACUCGGAGACAUCACAGAGAUGAUCUUUGGUGGGCGUUAUGUUAUUUUAAUGAUGGCGCUCUUCUCGAUCUACACUGGCUUGAUUUACAAUGAGUUCUUCUCGGUUCCAUUUGAAUUAUUUGGACCAUCAGCAUAUGCCUGCCGCGAUCUGGACUGCAAGGAUGCUACUACAGUUGGCCUGAUAAAAGUUCGUGACGCUUACCCCUUUGGGGUUGAUCCAGUGUGGCAUGGGACUAGAACUGAGCUGCCAUUCCUUAAUUCUUUGAAGAUGAAAAUGUCAAUUCUUCUUGGUGUAGCCCAGAUGAAUCUUGGGAUAAUACUGAGCUAUUUCAAUGCAAAGUUCUUCAAGAAUGGUGUGAAUAUCUGGUUCCAAUUUAUCCCCCAGAUGAUAUUCUUGAACAGUUUGUUUGGCUACCUGUCCCUUCUGAUCAUAGUGAAGUGGGCCACGGGUUCGCAAGCUGAUUUGUAUCACGUAAUGAUAUACAUGUUCCUCAGCCCCACUGAAGAUCUCGGUGAAAACAGGCUUUUCCCUGGCCAGGAUAAGUUGCAGCUGGUGCUGCUUCUGUUGGCCCUUGUUUCUGUGCCGUGGAUGCUGCUUCCUAAGCCUUUCCUCCUGAAGAAGCAACACGAAGAGAGGCACCAAGGCCAUUCCUACACGCAGCUGGAGACCACAGAGGAAAGCUUUCAGGUGGAACAGUCUCAUGAUUCCCAUGGUCAUGAGGAAUUUCAGUUCAGUGAAGUUUUUGUUCACCAGCUCAUACAUACCAUAGAGUUUGUACUUGGAGCUGUUUCCAACACAGCCUCUUAUCUUCGUUUAUGGGCCUUAAGUCUUGCCCACUCAGAGUUGUCAAGUGUAUUCUAUGAGAAAGUUCUCAUGCUCGCUUGGGGGUUCAACAAUUUGAUUAUUCUUAUCGUCGGCAUCAUAGUAUUUAUCGCCGCGACCGUGGGCGUGCUCCUAGUGAUGGAAACCCUGAGCGCAUUCCUUCACGCACUGCGUCUCCACUGGGUGGAGUUCCAGAACAAGUUCUACGAGGGAGACGGCUACAAGUUCUUCCCAUUUUCAUUCGUCGUCAUCGGGGAUGAAGAUGAGUAGAGUGAUGCUUCGGAGCCCACUACAUUGUAAUUAGCGCGGCCGAGGAUAUAUUGUCUCGGAGUCCCAAGCGUUGUCUUGUGAUGUUAAUUCCUGCUUGAUUCUUUCAUCAUUCAAGAUGAUGAUGUGGGAAGUGACUUUCUGAAGUGCGGUGUUAUUUUAUUGGGAAAAUUGAUGGGAGAGGAGGCUCUGUUAUCCUUCUGGUUUUCUAUCAGUUGGUGAAAGAGGAGUAAGUAAUAAUCCCGCCUUUUAUUGUUUCACCUGUAAUGGCAUUGGUGGAUAGUAUUUAAUUCAGAGUUCUACUUAUGAUAUGUAUGUAUGUGAGAAAUAAGUCAUGGUCCAUUUCUAGUAUAUGGCUAUUGGUGGAAUAAGAUCCGGAUUCUGGAUAUGUUUGUCGGCCAAUUCGAAACAAUAAAGAUCAAAUAGACAUUAUUGAA
Molecule: messenger RNA, 3081 nt
Organism: Punica granatum (pomegranate)
Lineage: Eukaryota; Viridiplantae; Streptophyta; Magnoliopsida; Myrtales; Lythraceae
Source: RefSeq, a predicted model, not a curated record